UGCCGCUGAGCAAGCUUUGCGCACACACGGAGCUUUGCGCAUCUGGUCGUCAUCAUCAUCAUCAUCAGCAGCAGCAGCAGCAGCUCUUCCUGCUCAGAUGUGACUCAACCAGAGUGGGAAGAGAGCUCUUCGUCUUCUUCUACUUCUUCGGGGAACUUCUCUGACAAACCUCCGUCAACGUCGCAGGAGAAAGAGAAGACGUUUCUUCUUGUUUGCCGCUGACGCGCUGCGCUAAAUGGAUUGGCUGUAGUUGGGGGUUUUUUGUUCGGGAAAAGCAGGCGAGGAGAAAACUUUGCUGAAGUUUGUGUGUGAGAAAACUCCGCGGCUGAUCUGGAUUUUGAACAGACCCACUUUCUGCUCGGAAGACCCGAGUCUCCCUCCGGCUGGUUCCUGGACACCGCUGCCUGCGCGUUCUGCAUGCACGGAUCUACUUGGCUCGCUUGUUGUUCUUUUUUCUCUUCUACUCACCGCUCCGUUUUUUCCCGCUGUUCCCCACUUGCGUCAUGACUUCUAGCUAUGCACAUGUAAUGGACAGGCAAGCGACGAUAUCAAACCGCCUGGAGAGUCCGAUCACGUCUAACCUGGACAACCUGCAAGCCAAAAAGAACUUCUCGGUCAGCCACCUGUUGGAUCUGGAAGAGGCCGGGGAAAUGGUCGGCACCCAGGCGGACGAGAGUGUCGGGGAGGCGGGGAGGAGUAUGCUGGAGUCGCCGGGGCUGACCAGCGGGAGCGACACGACCCAGCAGGAGAAUGAACAGAUGAACACGGAGGAGAAGAAGAAGAGGAAGCAGCGCAGGAACAGGACCACCUUCAACAGCAGCCAGCUCCAGGCCCUGGAGAGAGUGUUCGAGAGGACACACUACCCCGACGCCUUCGUCAGGGAGGACCUCGCCCGCCGGGUCAACCUCACCGAGGCCAGAGUCCAGGUUUGGUUCCAGAACCGGAGAGCUAAGUUCCGCAGGAACGAGCGCGCCAUGCUGGCCAGCAAGAACGCCUCGCUCCUCAAAUCUUACUCAGGAGACGUGACGGCGGUGGAGCAGCCGAUUGUACCGCGCCCUGCGCCACGCCCUAACGACUACCUGUCCUGGGGCAGCGCCGCCCCCUACAGCUGGUAUCCGAUGCCGGAGGGGGGGCCAGUGCGAGUACCACAGAAAAUGCUGCCCUCAGAGAACAACGCCAUGGCCACCUACCCGCCCACCUGCUCCAACACCAACACGUCCCAGGGAAUGAACAUGGCCAACAGCAUCGCCAACCUGCGGCUCAAAGCCAAGGAAUACAGCUUGAACCAGGUGCCCACGGUCAACUGAGCGGAGGGGAGGCCUGGGGGCUCGCACACAGGAGGGGAGGGGACCCUCUCUACUGCUGGACCCCCCCCCACCCCCACCCCUACCCCUCUCCACAGUCGGACACCACCUCUGGGAUGAGCGUCAUCUCACACGACAUGGAUCGUGACGUCUCCUCUCCUUUCUGGAGCAGCCUUGAUGGCGCACUACUACAUUUAUACGCAGAGUGGUGUCAGGAUUCUUCCCUAAGUCGCCUUAUUUUUCUCUCCUGAGCAUCACCAAACUCUUUGUACAAACAGACAUCUAGACUGGAUGUUGUAGCUGAAUAUCUGCAUAGUUUUACAUUUGUGAUUGUGACUGAAAAUGGAGGGCGAGAUCCUCAAAGAUAUUUUUCUUUUUUUUUUUUUAAAUCAGAGAUCUUGUUCUCGACGGAAACUCAUGUACGGACUACGUGGAAUUCCCUCUGUCCGUUUUGGAUGUGGUGUUGGAUGAAAUUACACACCAAAACUGGGAUCAACGACUCCUUCUUUUUUUUUCUUUUUUAAAA
Molecule: messenger RNA, 1830 nt
Organism: Seriola aureovittata
Lineage: Eukaryota; Metazoa; Chordata; Actinopteri; Carangiformes; Carangidae
Gene: prrx1b
Product: paired related homeobox 1b
Exons: 5
Coding region: 504-1307 (267 amino acids)
Biological process (GO): regulation of DNA-templated transcription
Molecular function (GO): DNA-binding transcription factor activity, RNA polymerase II-specific; DNA binding
Source: RefSeq, a predicted model, not a curated record